GUUGCGAACUGGUCGUCAAAGUUGAAGAGAAAAUAGCGGGAUCCCCAGGAACAAGAGCGAGGGUCCGUCGGCGUUCCUUCUCUCUCAAUAUUGAUUUCGGGCUUCACUCGCUGUGGGAAAGGGCAGAAAGGGAUAGAGAUUGCGAGAGAGAGAGAGGGGUGGGGAGCGAUGGGCAAUUUGAUGAGUUUUUUCUUCGACAAGGAGCCUCCACCGCCCAUGGUGCUGGUUCCCCCCAUCUUCGACUUCCCUCCCCUCGCGGCGCGCACCAGGAUGUUAGUUCCAGCUUAUGACUUACUAUUUGGGAAGCUUGCAUUGCGUUCCCUUUUUGAGGACUACUUUGAGCAAGCAAGGAACCUCAACACAAGAAUCAUGCUAAAACCAUUGGAGGAUCCUCAUGUGGAUUUACUUGCAACUGUGUCAGGUCCCCUUGAUCAGAAAUCUGGGAAGGCUGUUGAAGGAAAUGCAUUAUUCCGCUGGCAAAAGGACUUGGAUGAUCCUCAUACAUUUAUGGACCUUAUGGUAUCUACUUUCGAUCCCAUACUGCGUUUGAGAUCAUGUGCUUACUACCCUAGAUAUCAAUUUGGAGCUUUUGGUAUAUUUCCUUUGGUAAUAACAAAAAGGGCACUUCCAGAAGAUUAUGGUGUUAUGGGCUUGAGAUAUGGAUCAGAAAAUCUAUCCAUCGGGACCUCAUUUAUGCCAUUUCCUUUGUCUGGUGAUACUCCAAUUUGUGCAUGGCUAGUCGGCAGGUCUGGGAGAUUAAGUGUAGGAUUGAAGUACAUCACACCUUAUGAAGGCAAACACCUUAUGAACUUCAAAGACUUGAAGAACUGGAGUUGUGCCAUUGGUUAUGGAUUAGGUUCAAGCAGCCCAUUAUGUCCUUCAUUUAAUUUCAGUCUUGAGCUUGCUAGAAGUUCACAGCUUACUGCAUCAUUCUAUCAGCAUGCUGUGGUGCAAAGAAGGGUGACUAAUCCAUUUGAAGAAAAUCAGAUAGUUGGGAUUACAAAUUAUAUUGACUUUGGCUUUGAGUUGGUGACCAGAAUCAAUGGAGAUAAAUCAUUGGAGAGUGUGGAUGAAUCUUCAUUCCAAUUAGCUGCAUCUUGGCAAGCUAAUAAAAACUUCUUACUGAAGGGAAAAAUGGGCCCUUCUAGCUCUUCCAUAGCUUUAGCAUUCAAGUCUUGGUGGAGACCUUCCUUUACAUUCAGUAUUACUGCCAUGAGUGACCGUUUGCAUGGGACAACAUCUUAUGGAUUUGGAAUCCGAGUUGAAGAUCUCAGAGAACCCAGUUAUCAAAGGGCUGAUCCCAAUUAUGUGAUGCUGACACCAAACAAAGAGCAUUUGGCAGAAGGCGUUCUUCGGAAUUUUGGAAAGCGGCCCAUGUUUCAAAAGGAAAUAGACUCGGGAAACUUCGAUCACUUACCAAGGGAGCUAAAACCUAUUGGCAAGAUCUUCUAAAACUUUCAGUUGGGUCAAUCCAGGGAACCUGACAAGGGAUUUCCUUGCCUUGAAGACUCGCAAUCAUCCGAUUCUUCUGCAGGGGAUGCAAUUAAAGAACGCUGGUAACUUUUACCGGAAAAGUAAUGCUGAUCAUGAUUAACUCUUGCGCAAUGAAUCAGCUCAAAGUGGGCUUUUUGUAUAUGUGCUAGAUUUGUGGUGACAGUAAAUUUUGAUCUUCUGGACCCGGAUCAUGGAUAAGGUGGAUUUGUGUUUUGGUCAUGAGCAUUUUUUCAGCAAGUCCUUUCUGCUGAAUUUGUUAACAUAAUGGGAGCUUUUGCCUUUUUGUC
Molecule: messenger RNA, 1781 nt
Organism: Elaeis guineensis (African oil palm)
Lineage: Eukaryota; Viridiplantae; Streptophyta; Magnoliopsida; Arecales; Arecaceae
Source: RefSeq, a predicted model, not a curated record